This is a messenger RNA of Polyodon spathula (Mississippi paddlefish), 493 nucleotides long. Its product is annotated as nuclear envelope phosphatase-regulatory subunit 1. Gene Ontology annotation, cellular component: cytoplasm; Nem1-Spo7 phosphatase complex. Lineage: Eukaryota; Metazoa; Chordata; Actinopteri; Acipenseriformes; Polyodontidae. The record is from RefSeq and is a predicted model, not a curated record. Bases 65 to 442 code for a protein of 125 amino acids. The transcript has 6 exons.
GUGAGCGCCUGGGUCAGGGUUUAACACCAGUAACAAGUUGCAGAAUUGCUGGAGAGGCUGAGCUAUGAAUUCACUGGAGCAGGCCGAAGAUCUCAAAGCCUUUGAAAGAAGACUCACAGAAUACGUUUCCUGUUUACAGCCUGCCACAGGUCGCUGGCGGAUGAUUCUUAUAGUGGUUUCUGUUUGCACGGCUACUGGAGCUUGGAACUGGUUAAUAGAUCCUGAGACACAGAAGGUAUCCUUCUUCACAUCUCUAUGGAAUCAUCCGUUUUUCACGAUUAGCUGCAUAACUCUGAUAGGCUUGUUCUUCGCUGGAAUACACAAGCGAGUCGUGGCACCAUCAAUAAUAGCAGCCCGGUGUCGGACGGUACUAGCAGAGUACAAUAUGUCAUGUGAUGAUACUGGAAAACUCAUCUUGAAGCCCAGGCCUCAUGUCCAAUAGCACACGUCAUUCAACAACGCUUGCUGCAAGAAGAUAAAUCUGUUAAACUUU